This is a messenger RNA of Salvelinus namaycush (lake trout), 3427 nucleotides long. Its product is annotated as polyhomeotic-like protein 2. The transcript has 13 exons. The coding region runs from base 1 to 2571 and encodes 856 amino acids. Gene Ontology annotation, molecular function: protein binding; zinc ion binding. NCBI's taxonomy places the organism in Eukaryota, Metazoa, Chordata, Actinopteri, Salmoniformes, Salmonidae. The record is from RefSeq and is a predicted model, not a curated record. Gene Ontology annotation, cellular component: PRC1 complex; nucleus.
AUGCAGAAUGAGGCCCAGGGCCCGGCAGCCGCCAGUGCCAGCAGCAUCAGUACGACUCCCAGUGUCACCACCAGCCUGGUAACUACUAGCAGCACUGGGAGGCCAACCCUGCCCCACAUCUCUGUCUACGCUGGGAUCCCAGGUAGACAGACUGCUCAGGUGGUCCAGCAGGCGCUCCACAGACAACCCAGCACGGCAGCCCAGUACCUGCAGCAGAUGUAUGCAGCCCAGCAGCAGCACCUCAUGCUUCAGACAGCAGCCCUCCAACAGCAGCAGCAGCAACUGAGCAACGCUCAGCUCCAGAGGCUAGCCGGUGUGCAACAGGCUACCAUAGUGGCAGGAAGACAGAGCUCCAACCAGAAUUGGACCUCCUCUCACCAGACAUGUUCCACACAGACCACUGUAAACCCGGCCACACCUCCAGCAGCGGCCCAGAUAAUCAGCAGAGUCCAGAGCGUUAGCUCCACUCCCACCUGUAUCCCCCAGCAGGCUGUGCUCCUAGGCAACGCCUCCAGCCUCGUCCUCACCGCCAGCCAAGCUCAGAUGUAUCUGCGGGCUCAGAUGGUAAGAGAGUGGCACCUGGUCCUGAUUUGGAGCAGUCUUAGUGCCAAUAUUUUUUUGUUCUUCCAGCUCAUCUUCACCCCAACUGCAGCUGUUGCCACUGUCCAAUCAGCAGCCUCAUCACAGUCUGCCACCAACCAACAGUCUGCUAGUGCACAGGUGCAGAACCUUGCCAUCUGUAGUCAGCAGGGGGCCCCCUCCUCCUCUCAGCUCCAGGGCCUUCAUCUCAAACAGAUGUCUGGAGGGUCCCAAGUCUCCCUGGCUGGCCACCUCAGGGGUCCAACCCAGGGGCCACAGGGAGCACAACUGGGGUCCCUGGAGGCCCCAUCAGAGGGGGGGCAGAAAGGUGAGGGCCACUUGGUGACCGUGAGCCGCAGUGUGAUGGCCGUCAGCAGUCACCCCCUCAUCAGCCCAGCGUACGCACAAAUCCAGACGCACCAGUUUCUGCAGCAGCAAAAACAGCAGUUUGUGUUCCAGCAGCAGCGACACCAGACCCAGCAGCUUUCUCUGAGGGGCCAGGCCCCAGUGCUACACACAGCCUCCAUCCACAGUCACACUCAGGCCCAGAUGCUACAGGCCCUGGCUAUCCAGCCCAAGGAGGGCCCUGUCCCUGUGCUGCCCAAACCAUUUGUCUCUGCCAAUGUUCCUAGCCUGCAGGCCACCAUCUUCCACUCCACUGUCAGUCCCCAGAUUCUUACCCACAACAGGCCAACCCCUGUGGUCACCCAGACCCGGGCUGCUCCGCUGCCCAACACCAAGCUAGUGCAGAUGGCUGCAGUCGACCUCCAGAUCCAGCCAACUGCUCUUACACCAGCCUCUCAGCUGGUUCAGGAUAGUGCUGGCAAGGAGCUGCCCAUGUCUGAGGUAGUCACGGAGAACAGCUCCACUCCCCUCAUACAGCAGCCAACAGCCCCUCCUAUUCUUGAGGUCAUCACUAUUGAGCAAUGCCCAUUGGAUCCCAGCAACCCCACCACACCCACUGGAGGUAAGGGAGAUGCUGAGUGGCUGAAUGCGCAACCAGGUGCAGGCUCACUUCCAGUCAUGACCUCAGGGAAUGGGAACAAUGCGCCCAUGGUGACAGGCAGUACCCCACAGAAUGGCGAGAGCAAACUGCCUCAAGCCAUAGUGAAACCCCAGAUCCUCACCCACUUUAUUGAGGGAUUUGUGAUCCAGGAGGGAGCAGAGCCUUUCCCUGUUGAACGUCCGUUGUCGUUGCUGAUCGAGAACCUGAAGAAACACAAACAGCAGACACACUCUGACUCAGAGAAGACGACUACCUCCUCCAACAGCACCACUGACUCUGAGAUGGAGGACCUAUCACAGCAAGAGCUGAAGCAGCAAGAGGAGCCCACCCUGACGUGUGAGCUGUGUGGCAGAGUGGACUUUGCCUACAACUUCAAGAGAUCCAAGAGGUUCUGCUCCACAGUGUGUGCCAAACGGUACAAUGUGGGGUGUACAAAGCGAAUGGGCCUCUUUCCAAAUCGACAAACCACGAUGGAGAAACUGAAGAAGCAGAGAACAUCCAAUGGGAACCACCAGAACUCAAGCUCCGAGACCAAAAAACAGACACCCACUACUGGGCAGCAACCUGGGGGUGGAUCGGUGAUGUCCAGCCACCCCUCUCACCCUGGUCACAGGGAGUUCAGCCAUUGUUUAGACAUGUCCAGCUACGAGGGUCCCCCUUCGCCCCCACUGUCUGCUGCCAGCUCUAGUGCUCCCAGGUCCCAGGUGGGCAGAGGGGCAGAGCACACGGAGGGCUGUGGACAAGAGCUGCCCCUCUCCCAGCACUUCCAGCCCAGCGACCCGGCCAAGUGGAACGUGGAGGAGGUCUACGAGUUCAUCUGCUCCCUGCCAGGUUGCCUGGAGAUAGCCAAGGAGUUCCGCUCGCAGGAGAUCGACGGCCAGUCUUUGCUGCUGCUGAAAGAGGACCACCUCAUGGGCACCAUGAACAUCAAACUGGGGCCUGCGCUCAAGCUCUUUGCUGAGAUCAGUAUGCUGAGAGACUCGUAACCCCUCCUCUCUGGAGCCACUCCACACUGCCGGAAAGUGUCCAGAACACCGUAAUUAUACGGUACUCUGACUAGGCUCAAGCCUACCGCUGUGGCAGGUUGGUCCCACGGGGGUGGAGGAUGGACGAAGGGUGUCUCUCUGUUUCAUAGAAGCUGAUGGUCCAUAGCAUAUUGGCAACGCUAUCUGAGUUUAGAGCUUUGCCUCUUUGGACUCUCCUUUGCAAUGCAGGACCCGUUAGCUACUGAAUGAGUUGUACUGUGGAUGUUGUACUGUGCACAAGGAACUUAUCCAGCUAGACUCAAAUGGACAAGGUGGUACUUAAGUUCAUAAAUGCUGUUACUAGUAGUUAGAGAUUCUCUGGUACAUCUGUAUACUUUUAGCCAGUAGUUCUGAAAGUAGCGCUCACGAGCCAAAAGUGGUCCCUGAAAAUUGCAUACUACAUCACAUAUGUGUACCACGUCAUUGCUCUCGCUCUGCUGUGUGUGUCUUGCUAGCUGUCACUCAAAUAGUGAGGGGCUGAAGCACAUUGGUUGGAACUCGAGUUGUUAGGGGGCUGGCCCACGUGGGGGUAAAUGGGUUAGGGUUAGGGCACAGCUUCCAGUAAACAGCCUCUUUCAAACUAGGAUUUUGUGGCUAAUUGAGGUAAAGUAAUUCUGCUCAUAGAUUAUGCAUGUAUGAACUACACGUCACAUGCACCAAAUACAACAGGUGUAGACUUUACAGUGAAAUGCUUACUUACGAGCCCAUUCCCAACAAUGCAGAGUUAAAAUAUGAGGCAAAUAUUUGCUAAAUUAAAAGGAAAUGCACAUCCAGCCUGAAGUGGGAGGUUUAAAAAUAUAUGAACUCCGCAAAAAAA